AUGGAAACAGCGCCUAGUGAGCAGACACAGGGAGCUGUAAAUAUCUCCUCUGCUGUAGAACGCCAGCAUGUGGAUCCUUGGACUGGCCGGGACAUGGUUGCAAAUAUUUUUGUGUUCCUAAGUCUGGCUGGGGGACCCAUGCUUCACUGCUUCCUGCUGUCCUGUCUGGGAACAGGGCUUCAGUCUCCAUCAUCAACCAUCCAGGGAGGAAUUGGGACCUCCACACGGACACUUUCAUCUUAUAGACCCACCAGCUCUGACUUCCACCUCCACAUCCCCAUGUACUUCUUCCUGGCCAACCUGUCCUUUGUAGACAUCUGUUUCACCUCCACCACCAUCCCCAGGUUGCUGUGGAACAUCCAGACUCAGAGCAAAGUCAUAACGUAUGAAGGCUGCAUCACACAGAUGUACUUCUUCAUAAUCUUUGCAGACUGGGAUCACUUUCUCCUGACCGUGAUGUCCUAUGACCGCUUUGUGGCCAUCUGUCAGCCCCUGCACUACAUGGCCAUCAUGAACCCCCGGCUCUGUGGACUGCUGGUUCUGGAGUCCUGGGUCAUCAGUGUUCUCAAUUCCUUGUUACAAAGCUUAAUGGUGUUGCGGCUGUCCUUCUGUUCAGAGGUGGAAAUCCCCCACUUUUUCUGUGAACUCAAUCAGGUCAUCGGGCAUGCCUGUUCUGAUACCUUUGUUAAUGACAUGAUGUUGAAUUUUGGAAUUCUACUGCUGGGUGGUGCUCCCCUGGCUGGAAUCAUUUAUUCCUACUCUAAGAUAGUUUCCUCCAUACAUAAAAUAUCAUCAGCUCAGGGCAAGUAUAAAGCAUUUUCCACCUGUGCAUCUCACCUCUCAGUUUCCCGCAGCACAGGCAACCUCGGGCUGGACAAGACCUGGUCGUCUCUUGUGCAGUCCUGUGUCUGA
Messenger RNA from Ailuropoda melanoleuca (giant panda), 912 nucleotides. Its product is annotated as olfactory receptor 1571-like. The transcript has 3 exons. Gene Ontology annotation, cellular component: membrane. The coding region runs from base 1 to 912 and encodes 303 amino acids. Gene Ontology annotation, molecular function: olfactory receptor activity. Gene Ontology annotation, biological process: G protein-coupled receptor signaling pathway. The record is from RefSeq and is a predicted model, not a curated record. Lineage: Eukaryota; Metazoa; Chordata; Mammalia; Carnivora; Ursidae.